GUUCUAGGGGAAAACACACUCCCCUCCAGCUCUCAAAAAAAACGCCCUUCUCCGUACAAGCCCGGACACGCUGCUCCCAAUUAUCCAUCAUCUGACACAGCAGCCUCUGGUUAUUAUCUCCGGAUCAAAGCAAACACUGCAGAGGUAUAAAACCUGCCCUGCCUGAGUCCUGCUUAUUUUGGAGGCUGCCAGACCUCUAAAGGAUGAAGCUUUUCCUCCUGGUCGUGCUCGGCGUCGCCCUGUGCAUGGAAAGUGCUUUCUCCCUGACCUGCUUCUCGUGCAAAGAUGCAACUUCCAACAUCCAUUGUCUCAGCACCACCAAAUGCUCGGAGAAUGAGAAGUAUUGUCUGACAACCUAUUCCACCACAGGAACCGGCAACGACCGGAGCCAGCGAAUCACCAAGAAAUGUUCUGCAUUUUGCCCAACCAUUGACCUGAACAUCGGCAUAGCCGGAGUCGCGACCAGCUGCUGCGAGACCUCCUUGUGCAACAUCAGUGGGGCCAGCAGCGUGAAAACCAGUUCCACCAUCCUCACCCUGGGGGUCCUGGCCAGUCUCGCCUGCAUCCUCAGGAUGGGUUUUUGAGGGGUUUUUGCAGGGAAGGAGCUGCUUGGCUUUGCAUGGCAUGGUUCAAGCUGCGGUCCAUAAGGUGGGAAUGCUGCCCUGUGCCUCCUACCUGGAAGGUCACAUCCCAUCAAGAGGUAUUUUUGCUCUUUCCGCGCUCUGGUGACAACUCCAAAUGAUGUUUGGGAGAGAAAGGGAUAGAAUGGAGCCCUGCACAUGCAGAAUGGCCCCAUGUGGUCACCAUCUCUCCUACUCUUGGCAUUUAUAACUCUGUGCAUUUUUUGCCUUUCAUUUUAUCCCCGCCAUUCUCUUGUGCCAUUUUUUACCCAUUUUCCACCCUGUAUCAUUUUGCUCUGAGAAAGCCUUUAAUAUUCCAGUUGUUAAACAGAAACUGGGCACAAUAAAGUGUUAUUUUAUUCUA
Corvus hawaiiensis (hawaiian crow) is the source of this 984-nucleotide messenger RNA. RefSeq names its product lymphocyte antigen 6E-like. The record is from RefSeq and is a predicted model, not a curated record. Gene Ontology annotation, molecular function: acetylcholine receptor inhibitor activity. NCBI's taxonomy places the organism in Eukaryota, Metazoa, Chordata, Aves, Passeriformes, Corvidae. The transcript is spliced from 3 exons. Bases 204 to 584 code for a protein of 126 amino acids.